Messenger RNA from Cyprinus carpio (common carp), 3716 nucleotides. It is a transcript of the gene rnf26, whose product is annotated as ring finger protein 26. The record is from RefSeq and is a predicted model, not a curated record. Gene Ontology annotation, molecular function: ubiquitin protein ligase activity. Gene Ontology annotation, biological process: ubiquitin-dependent protein catabolic process; protein ubiquitination. NCBI's taxonomy places the organism in Eukaryota, Metazoa, Chordata, Actinopteri, Cypriniformes, Cyprinidae.
AUAAAAUGACCAAAAUAAUCUGGAAAGGCGCGUUUCUGCGCAGCCCGAGCGCCGGGUUGAUCCAUUUCAAACACGUGUUGUAAAGCGGAAACAACGUACUGAAACAGAACGACAAGCUUUCGAUUCUAAUCAUUAAUAAUCCAAACAAAGACGCGAGUUUUUCGUCGUCUUGGAGCUUCACAAAAUAACGCGAACGCUUGAAUUACACCGUGUAUAAGAAUGAACCCCUACGUGGGAUACAUCUGUACACAACCAGCCAACGCCAGCAGUUUCGAUUUUCAAACGUAAACAUCCGCCGAGCAGUUCCCGUGCAUGUGUGAUCAGCCUCUUCACUGUGCUACCAUGUUUAGGAUGAGUGUUUCGGUCCAAAACAGAGGACAUGCCAUUCCCAGCUAAUGGUCAGUUAUAAUAAUAUAAUAGACUUGAGUUGAUUUUAUUUUAAUCACCAGUGCUUUGCCAAGACGCCAGCGUUGGUAAAGUUGCGAAUGGGUUAGCACGCGAGCUAACUUGGCUACGAGAGCUGUUUGUUUGUAUAACUACAGACUCAACUAUGUCGUUUGACAGCACAAAUAAUACGACAGAUAAUAUAUAGUCCAUUUCGGCAAACAAAGGCUACAGUUUCACGAGCGGACAUCCUUAUUAUGGGUCUACUGCACUUUGUUUUUUGUUCAAUUGGAAAAUGCAUAGAUGUCAUUUGUCUCCUCCUGGAUUUAAAUUUUGUGAUUGUCAGCUCAAUAGUUCAGCUGUUGGUGGCAGUGAUCUCCUUUAUCAAUAGUCUGCCCAUGCUACUCACAAAUUCAGUGUCGGAGUGCUGGAAUCUCACUCUGCUUUGCAUCAUCACCAUGAGGGACGGAGUGACCGUUGUGACCCAUAACAUGGUCGGAGGCUGGAUGCAGCUGCUGGGAGGCGUUCUGGAAAGCUUCAAGAUGAUCGGAUACCUGUCUUCGCAUCUACUGCUCCGCACCAAAGAGCUUCUCCACCGUGGACUGUUGUCGGGACACAGUUUGCUGCGACAUGCCUGGGAAGGCUGUGGAAUUGUGUUCAGCUUGCUGCUGUAUUUCAUCAACACGAUCAUCAACUUGCUGCUCAUAGGCACGCAGAAUUUAUACUCGCUGGUGGUCAGCACGGUGGAAGCGGUGUCCUGCCCUUUGCAGAAAGCUCUGGAGCUGACUUUGACCGUGCUUACGUUUCUUUACAGCAGUCUUGUCGGCACCUCCAUCCUGCUGUGGACGCCAUGCAGACUGGCGAUGGAGUUCCUGGGAUCCGUGUGCCAUGUAUUUGUGAGCAUUUUCCUGCUCAACUCUUAUGGGCUGCUGCUCACGUUGAUUAUAAUCGCGAGUGCCACCAUAUAUCUAAACCCCGCGCUCCCACGACUUGUGUCUUUGCGUGUAAUCAACUACAUCAAUGCUGUUCCCAUCCUACAACGUCUCCAAAGGGCUCUUCACCGCCUCUGUGUGCUCGAGAGGAAUGUGUGGCGGCGACUGGCCUGGCAUCGCAGCCAGAUAAUGGUUCCUGCAAGGAUGGAAGUGGCAGAGAGGGAUAUUAGACAGCCUGAACCCAACCCUGAGCCUCAAGUUGACCUAAAUGUGCUGGAAAAUGCACCUGAGGACGCCCACCAAGUGGACGACCCUAUAAACCCGCCGCUUCCCAGUUCCAGCACUCACAGGCCACUCCGGAAGUUUCCUUCGGAGGACAGUUGCAAAGGCCCUCCGGCUGACAACCUGCUGACUCUUCUGCAGGAGCAAGAGGAGAGAAAGAAGUGCGUGAUCUGUCAGGACAGCACCAAGACUGUCGUGCUCCUACCGUGCCGCCACUUGUGCUUGUGUAGAGACUGCACCAACAUUUUGCUCACCCAACCUAUCUACCAACGAAACUGCCCUUUGUGCCGCCACAUGAUCCUUCGGACCAUGGACGUGUAUCUCUGAGGGAAGCGUUUACGGAUGUGUUUCUGUCAUCCUCAGGUUUUUUGAGCAGCACUGUUCUUGAAAUGCGGGAAACCACUUGUUCCUUUUUCAUAGAUGUUCAUUCCACUACUGUUGCUUGUAUAUAGAUUUAAAUCACAACCUUUUAUAAAUCGUGAUUGCGAGGCUGAUGACUGUGACUGUGCUUUCUAAUGAUUUUAUAUUCAUUGUCACUUUUUUUCAUCAGCUUGUAGAAGCAACACUAUUUUUCUCAUACAGCAAUAUCAGAUGAAUGUAAGCUUUGUAUUAAAACAUUAAAAUGAGGUGUUAAUUGUUAAGAUCAAAGAUUUAUAAUUGUCAAGUGUUUAUGGGGAACAUUUGUAUGCUACAAUACUAAUGUGGGGCCUUAUAGUAUGAAUUGUUGUCUGCUUGAUUCUCUUGUCUGACUGUAAAAGUGAUCUUUUGAAACCUCACAGUAAUCCACAAGUAAUUCACGUCUUCAGUCCAGUAAUUAGUGUCUUGUGAAGUGUAAAGCUGUGUUUUUAUAAUAUGCAGAUCCAUCAUUAAGACAUUUUUAACUUCAAACCAUUCCGAAAGAGUCCUUUAUCCAUAAUAUUGCUUUCUCCAGUGAAAAAGUCAUCUUGUCUGUUUCAGGAGAGAAAUAUGCACAGAAUAAGCAACGUUUACAAGUGAAACCAGUCCAAAACAUUUCUAAACAAAUAUGUUGGUGGAUUUUGAUGCAAGAGGCCAACAUGGGAUGGAUUCACUGGAGGAAGUAUUAAUAUUGCUAGAAAUGAUACAUGCAGCUUUUCAAUGUUAAUUGAUGGAUUGAAGUCUUGUUGAUUACCUGUGGAUUAUUGUGAUGUUUAUGAGAAUUAUUUGUAUACUACUAAACUAAUGUUGGGCCUUAGUAUGAUUCGUUGUCUGCGUAAUUUUUUUUGCCUGACUGUAAAGGUGAUGAAAGGUUUCAUGGGAGCAUCUACAACAUUAUAUUGAUUAUAUUUUUGUGAAUUUUUUUUUGUUUUGCAUACAUUGUAAUCAUUCCACCAAAGCCGUUUUGCACUCUUUUUAAAUGCAAGUGUCACUACGAUAUUUUCCGAAGCCAUUCUACAAUCUGAUGAUGUAUUCGUGCUGUUUUUGUCAUUUAUUAUUGAACAGCAUUAAGGCUCUCUCACUGCUCAAGUGGUAUUGAUCAAUGCAUUUUCAAAUCGAAAUUUUGUGCUUGUUUUUUGUUUUGAGAGACAUAAUUCAAUUCAGUUACCGGUAAAAACAGAGUUGCAGAAAGGCUUUUAGCUCAGCUUUGACCAGGGGAUGAUGUUAGAAAUCACUAUUUUGGAAAACAUCUUAUGCAUUAGAGAAACAAGGUAGUACAGGCUUUUCUGGUUUAUGUCAAUUUGGUUUGGUCUUACAUGAUGAUUCAAAACCCACUGAGAAAGGCACAAUGCGCAAGACAAUCAGGUGCAUUUAAUAGAAAAAAAGCAAUUGCAAGGUCCAUGUAAGCUGUUGUCCUUCUUAAAAAUAUAAAAAUGACUCCCUAAUCAUUUCUGUCACUCUCAAUUCUGCACAAAGCAGGUGACAAGCACUAACCCAUGGUUUAUCAUUGUAAUUUUAGGGUUUUUAAACAAGCUGUGAUUUCAUUCCAUAUUAAGCCCCAAGCCUUUUGUAUUCUUGUACCGCAGAUGUUUGUUUUCUAUGAAGGUCUCCAGUGAUGAUGUUUUGUGGGUAGAGCAGAUGUCUGUCUCUCCAGAGGUCUGGAUAAUAUCAAAACCACAUUCACUGACUAUCCAAAUGAACAAUAAACAGUAUUUGACUCUG